CACACCUUUGGCCCAACUUGAUGUCACAGAACCCACAUAAUCAUCAAUAUCCCCAGUAAUCAUAUUUUACUGCCCUGUUUCUCCACAGCCACAGGUGUACUUUUUUCAUCCAUUUCUCCUCAGGCUAUUUUUUCCCCUGCUCCUAGACAUCAUGUCUGUCACCGGUGAAAGUUAUAGCCCCUCCACUCUGUCGGAACAUGCCCGCAGAAGUGGUGAGUCAGAAAAGAAGUUAAUACAUAAGAAAAAGUCCAUGCGUCUGUUGCCCAGUUGCACUGUGUAGUAUCUAACCCGCACACCUGGACCCGGGUUACAGCUGUGUAAGAAAAAACUUUGUGUGUGUGUGUAUUAACGGUGUGGAGAAGGCUAUUAAGGGAUCCACCUUAAAUUGAAAGAUUGUUGUUCAGACAAGCUGAAAGAUAACAUGGGAUGGAGAAUCUAACCACAACAAAGAUUGUCAAGUCUGGGGGAGCGGCUGGAGGGAGUGGCAAAGUGACCACAGAAACGGUAACCACGACAACCAGGUUGACAUCACUGCCACCAAAGAGCGUGAGUGUCUCUUCCAGUCAACGGACGGCAUCUGGCAGCGGCUCAGCUGCAGCUGCAGGUGUCCUGUCUCUGAGCGGGGGCCUCUCCGGGGACAGCAGCUCAGUGUUCACCUCCAGCAGCGGAUCCACCUCCACCUCUUACGCGGCUGGAGGCGGCGGUGGUGGAGGUAGUGGUGGAGGGGGUGGUGGAGGGGUUGGUGGAGGCGUCGGAGGUGGUUACGGAUCUGGCAAAGGUUCUGGAAACUUGACCGUCACUUCCCUGGGCGCUUCCUCCACCGGCAACGCCUCGGGCGGACGGAGCUCCUCGCUCUCCCGCGGCUCUGAUUCAGAGUUUGUGAUCGGCAUGACUGGAGGAAGAGGCGGCGCUGUCUCUAGCGUGACCAAGACCAGCUACAGCUCGGGAGGGUCCGGAGGUGCACGGCUUGGGUCCUCCUCCUCGUCCUCCAAGCCGAUGUACUCGCCUGUCACAGAGAGGAAGACCAUGAGCAUGACGAAGACCUCCCGCUCCGGUACUUACGACGGAAGUUCCAGUGGGAACUCAUCCCCUGAAUACACCAGGAGAGAAUAUGGCUCUUUAAAUCCUACCACAAGAGGACGGACGGAGAGCAGAGAGAGUGAGAUCAGAGCCAGACUCCAGAGUGCUUCUCCUUCCACCAGAUGGACGGAGCUGGGCGAUGUGAAGCGUCUUCUGCGGGGCAGCCGCUCCGGCAGUGUCAGCCCCACCCGCUCCCCCACCAGCACGCUGCCCAUCCCCACCAAGGCCAGCGUGGACAGCCGGACCCUGUCCGACAGCUCCCAGGGCACCGCAGGCCAGUACGAAAGCGUUUGGACCGGCGGUGUGAACAGUGUUGGUAGCUAUGGUUACAGCACCAACGCAAACAACCUGUCUCCGGUGGGCGCGCUCCGUCUGACAGACACCGGGCUGCAGAGGAACCUGACCCAGAGCUCUCCCCCCGUCAGCCUGGGAAUGGCGGCCUCCACCACCUCUGGUCCGCUGUACGGGGUCCAGAAUAACCUGAUCAGCACAAGUAGCACGGGCUACACUGCAAACGGCAUUCAUCCACAUGCAGGUUACGGGGUACAGAAAAAUGUCAGCACUUCUGGAUAUAGCACAGUUGCAAUGGCACCCAGCAGUCCCACCAGCGACGAUGUCUUCUCCAAGGAUUUCCGGUUCACUACCCUGGAAAAGGACAACGCUCCAAUCAAGAAGGAGACAGAGCGACUGGUGAUGACCAAGGACACCGGCAAGAUGUUCAGCUCCAAUCCCACCUCCACCUCUGGCUCGUACGCAGAGGACUCGCUGAAGAGAGAGAAGAAGAAGAUGUCGUCCAUCUCACUGGAGGCAGGAGGAGCUAAUGCUAACGGAACUGCUCAGAUUUACACCAAAGACAAGGCGACAUAUGCAGAGAUCCAGAAGGACGAGUCGGGCCUGGGAGCCGGGUUCAACUCCUGCUGCAGCUGGUGGAAGUGGCUGCUGGGACUCCUGUUGGGCCUGCUGCUGCUGUUGGGCCUGCUGUUCGGACUCAUCGCCCUGGCGGAGAAGUUCAAGCGUCUGGAGGACCGCGUGGAGACGCUGGAGAAGGUCGUGGGCGGCGGGACGGCCAGCACCAGCCGCCUCUCCUCCGUCAACAUCAUCGACCCCCUGGAGUCGUCCUACGUGCAGAAGAAGACCUUCGCCGGCACCGCCCAGUCGCGCUCCGGCAACGGGAUCGACCUGGGGGCCUCGGGGCCCGGGGCCGGCGGUGGCGGCGGCGGCCUGGGGGUCGCCGUUGACAGCGCCGCCCUGCAGAGAGCCGUGGAGCAGCUGGUCCGGGCGGAGCUCCGCUCGGACACCCUGAGAGAAUCCCUGACGUACUCGAUGAAAGGAGCCAGAGGCGAUCCCGGGACUAAAGGCGAUCAUGGGAUGCAAGGAGGGAAAGGUGACACUGGCUUUGCCGGCAUACCAGGCCCUCCUGGUCAGAUGGGCCACCCUGGACUGGAGGGACCACGUGGAUCCAAAGGAAGCGCUGGUGAACCUGGCGCUGAGGGCCCCAUGGGCCAGAGAGGCCGCGAGGGCCCCGCCGGCCCCCGAGGAGGAGUGGGGGCCCCUGGCUUCGGGGAAAAGGGAGAGAAAGGACUGCCAGGUCUUCUGGGAAGCCAUGGUCCUGCUGGCAUUCCCGGACUCUCUGGGCCAAAGGGUGAUGUCGGCCCGCAAGGCAAUUUAGGAGCCCCUGGAACUCUUGGACCUCAAGGCUUCCGUGGAGAGGCAGGCGCUCCGGGACCCAAAGGCGACCGUGGGACAACGGGGCCCCAGGGAAACAAGGGCGAACAGGGGGAGAAGGGCCCUCGCGGCUCUGCAGGUGAAGGUGGACCAGCUGGACCACGAGGCCCGGCUGGAGAUAAGGGUCCUAAAGGGCCAAUGGGUGAACACGGCUCUGAUGGUGAAAAGGGGGCUAGAGGUGAGCAAGGUUCGGUCGGGUUGCCAGGUUUGAGAGGACCGUCCGGACCUGGUGGCGAUGCCGGCGUCCCAGGCAAUACCGGACUACAAGGACCACCAGGUAUUGCUGGCAACCCAGGAGUACCUGGAGCUAAAGGCGAAACGGGAGAACCUGGCAAAAUCCUCAGUGCAGCCGGAUCCAACACCGUGGGAAUCCCCGGGCCACCAGGUCCUUCUGGGCCCCCAGGCACCGCGGGACCCCCUGGGCUGUCGGGCCCCAUCGGCCCUGCCGGUCUCCCUGGCCAAUCCGGACCCAAGGGAGAGCAGGGAGAGCCGGGUGACAAGGGAGGCAGGGGCGAGGCGGGGAGGCCUGGCGAGCCCGGAAUCAGUGCCAGGACAUCGGAGACUGUCAGCUCCCCCCGGACCAGGCAGUCCUCAGUCUCUGGCCCCCCUGGGCCCCCCGGACCCCCUGGGAUCCCAGGCCAGCCCGGUCCACAGGGCUAUGCCGCUGAAAGCAUUCCGGGUGCACCAGGACCAGCCGGACCAGCCGGUCCGGCUGGGAAGGCCGGUAGUCCAGGUCUCGGUCAGCCCGGACCCAAAGGAGAACCGGGGGAGCCGGGCAGCUUCGUCCCCACCUCAGAAACCUUCUUCGCUGGACCUCCCGGACCCGCUGGACCCCGCGGCCCUAAAGGAUCCACUGGCGAGAGAGGACUGCAGGGUUACCAAGGGGACCCAGGCCAGCCAGGGCUACCAGGCAGCCCAGGGGAUGCGAACGGCGGUGGUCUCGGGUUCCCCGGCCAGCCCGGUCUCAUGGGCCCUCCCGGACCUGCUGGAUUCCCGGGACCUAAAGGUGAGGACGGGAUCCCGGGAGCUCCAGGAGCACCAGGCGAUUCAAGCGGGGCGGUGGCCGCGGGGCUCCAGCAGGGCAUCCCCGGGCCCCCCGGCCCCCCAGGCCAGCCUGGGAGGGACGGGCAGGGCUCUGGGUCCGUGGACGUGGGCCCGUAUGUUGCAGACUACCUGCAGCGCGGUGACCUUCUGCGUUAUCUCCCGGCUGGCCCUCCCGGCCCACCGGGGCCCCCUGGUGGCGACUCUGUGAACGACGUCGCCAGCAUGGUCAUCUCCUACAUCCAGGACCAGGGCUUCGGCUCCGGGGUCGCUGGCCCCCCCGGCCCUCCUGGGUCCAUCUCUGUCAAUGACAUCAUCAACCUGCUGCAACAGGAGGAGGUGCGGAGGUACGUGUCCGGGCCCGCCGGCCCCCCAGGGGUCCCAGGGUCCCCAGGGGCCCCAGGCAUCCCCGGGGCCCACGGGGGCUACGGAUACAACCCCCAGGAGCUGGCUCAGCAGGUCUACAUCAUGAUGUCUGAGAACGGGCUGGCCGGCGUUCCAGGACCGCCGGGACCCCCUGGCGCUCCCGGUAUUCCCGGAGACCUGUCUCUGGUGCAGAACGCUGGGUUCCUGGGUACGCCUGGCCCCCAGGGGCAUCGCGGGGAGCCCGGUCCCCCGGGCCUCCCGGGGCCCUCCGCCGCCCCGUGGACACACGAGGCCCACGCCGCUGCCCACCCCGGCGGCCCCAUGUACGGCCUGGAGCAGAUCCAGGACUACCUCCAGAAUGUAGGCUUGAGAGGCUUCCCGGGCCCGCCUGGCUCUCCCGGCCCCAUGGGGCCCCCCGGGCCUGAGGGCCCCCCCGGUACUGUCAGAGGCCUGGUGUCCUACGCAGAACACACGGAGAACAACAGGGAGAUGCUGCCCAGGGAGGCAGAGUACGCCAGAGACGACCCUAUGAGGCGGCUCGCCAUGCACGGGCCCCCCGGCCCCCCGGGGCCUCCUGGACCCCAGGGCUACAAGGGAGAGCGUGGUGAGCCGGCCCCCAGGACCCCUCACGACCACCGGACCAGCCAGGGACGCACGCUGGCGGACAGCGGGGACUACUCAGACAUCGCCGCCAGAGUGACCGACUACAUCCAGUCUCACGGCCUUCUGCGAGACGCCACGAGGGACCGGUCCGACCGGGUGGUGCACGGGCCCCCGGGCCCCGCGGGACCCCCGGGCCAACCGGGGAACGCCACUGACCUGGUGGAAUACAUACGAUCCCACGGCCUGCUACGAGACACAGUGAGGGAGUACACCGAUCGCAUCGUCCAAGGGCCCCCGGGGGCUCCUGGAGAGCCCGGUCAGCCCGGGUACAGCCAGCCCCUCGGCCCCGACGGCAGCGUCACUGACUUGGUGGAAUACAUCAAAGCGCACGGAGCAUUCACCGGACCCCCUGGGUAUCCUGGGGUCAAAGGUGACAGAGGAUACACGGGUCAAAAAGGAGAGAGAGGUGAACAAGUUUAUCCCGAUCCAUGGAGGGGAGAUAAAGUAGAGAGCCACCUCAGGACUUCUAGAAGAAGGAGGCACGUGGCCGCCUGAGGAGUCUGGACGUCGGCAGUAGGCGUGGGAGUUUUAGUGUGAAACCUUGCUGAGUUUGGGGUUUCUGACGGUGGUCCUGGCAUUCCUAACGGGACUAUGGGGAGCACACUGUGGUGUGUAUAUGUAGACACACCGCGCGCAGGGGUCUGGGACCAGUGGUGUUGAGUUGAGCCUGCUCACCGGUUUAAUUAACUAAUUGUAAAGUGGGGCAUUCAUGGGUUUAUGUUUUCAUACGUUUCAGUAUUUCUACUGUUUCUACUUUUGUUUGUUUGAGUCAUUUAUGAAUUUUAGCAGAGGUUUUGUAUCAGCAUCUAGGAUUGUAUCGACAUGCAUUAGAAAUUAAACUUUAUAAAAUAGGUCGGAUUUUGUCAGGACAACUUUGGUCGACUGAACAUGUAUAAACUAUGAAACCAAAGACCAUACAAACAUUACCAGCAUAAAGAACAUUGUUUAUUUACAGUACAGAUGUUGAAGCUACAUUACACAGGCAUUACUAAUAGCUAUAAACUCAUUUUAUAAAAUACAUCAUCAUUUACACAUGGAUGUUUAAUUAAUCAACGUACAUACAUACAUACAUACAUAAUGGAAAUGUAUCUCAGUGAAACCAAGCAAUAUUACAGUUAAUUUUACUGAUCAUUUUGACAAUGAAUUGUGCAACAAAAACUGUAAGAUCAGCACAAGCUUAAGCCGAGAGCUUGUUUAUAAAUAGCUACUGUCUGGUAAGUGACAAGGUUCACAACACUCAUGCUUUAGGAUAUGUCUGUGGAUAGCAGCCUAUUAUAGCGGCCUUCCUUGAUUGAUACAUCAAACAGCCAAUCACCAAGAUGUGUUAUUCUGAAAUUAACCAAUGGGAAGUUAGGAUUACCCAAACAGGUCCAGAGCAUUUCAAAAGCUUCCUUGACUACCACAUCAAAUAUGUCACUGCACUUAAGAGUACAUAAAAGUAUUAGAUGAAACCGUUAGUCAAGUAACGGUGAGUAGCAUAUUCUCUUACUGAGCUGGCACUGAAACCAGCCUAUUCACAAUUACUAAGAACUAUACUAUACUAACUACAGUAUAGUCUUUCUGAAGUAGUAAGACUAUUAGCUACACUAUAGUAAUUACAAUGACCCAUUUUUUUUUUUCAAAGAGUGAAUCAAGACCGAGGCAGACGAUCAUGAAUAUCAACAGCACGUAUAAAUAAAUGCCAAAGCAGAAAUAAGCUUUGGUUUUC
Gadus chalcogrammus (walleye pollock) is the source of this 6583-nucleotide messenger RNA. Its product is annotated as collagen alpha-1(XVII) chain-like. Lineage: Eukaryota; Metazoa; Chordata; Actinopteri; Gadiformes; Gadidae. The record is from RefSeq and is a predicted model, not a curated record. The transcript has 58 exons. Bases 427 to 5370 code for a protein of 1647 amino acids.